This is a messenger RNA of Stylophora pistillata, 2881 nucleotides long. RefSeq names its product phosphorylase b kinase gamma catalytic chain, skeletal muscle/heart isoform. Gene Ontology annotation, biological process: glycogen metabolic process; protein phosphorylation. NCBI's taxonomy places the organism in Eukaryota, Metazoa, Cnidaria, Anthozoa, Scleractinia, Pocilloporidae. The record is from RefSeq and is a predicted model, not a curated record. Gene Ontology annotation, cellular component: phosphorylase kinase complex. Gene Ontology annotation, molecular function: ATP binding; calmodulin binding; phosphorylase kinase activity.
AACAGUUGGUCUUUCGUUUGGCUACGACAAUUAAAUGCAGGUAGAUUUAGUGUCCUGAUGCUUUGCAUCUUAUCGAGAUGACCACUUUUAGAAGACUGAAGGGCUAUGUGUGAGAUUCGAGGGUGGAAACACUUUGACUUGGCCGUCGUGAAAUGACAGAAUUUGAUUUAGAAGAUGAGCCUUUAGGAAGCGAAGCAACCGGCGGAUUUUCUGACAAGUACGAAGUUAAAGAAAAAUUGGGCGCAGGAAUUUCUAGUGUGGUACGAAGAUGUAUCCACAAGAUCACUGGAAAACCAUAUGCUGUGAAAAUAAUAGACAAGCUAAGUGAUGCUGGAGGUGUGGACAUUGAGGCAACAACAUGGGAUGAAGUCAGUGUUCUGCUUGCUUUGCAAGGACAUGAAAAUAUAAUUGGCUUGGUUGAUGUCUUUGAGUCCCCUGUGUUUUUUUUCUUGGUGUUUGAACUGGCUGUAAAGGGAGAACUGUUUGAUCAUCUCACAAACCAAGUUACAUUAUCUGAGAAGAAAACCAGACGUAUCAUGCAUGAGGUAUUCGAAGCUGUUAAGUUCAUGCAUGAUCAGGACAUUGUACACAGAGAUUUAAAGCCUGAAAACAUCCUUCUUGAUGAAGACUACAGAGUUAAGAUAUCAGAUUUUGGCUUUGCAGUGAAGCUGAAAGAAGGGGAAAAGCUCAGAGAGCUGUGUGGUACACCAGGCUAUUUGUCACCUGAAGCACUGCAGUGCUCAAUGUUUGGGGAUGCUCCAGGUUAUUCAAAGGAAGUUGACGUAUGGGCAUGUGGAGUGAUCAUGUACACUUUACUUGUGGGUUGCCCUCCUUUCUGGCACCGCCGACAAGUUACAAUGUUGAGGUCCAUUAUGGAAGGAAGAUAUCAUUUUCAUAGUCCAGAGUGGGAUGACAUUUCUGAGUCAGCCAAAGAUUUGAUUUCCAAGCUUCUAGUUGUUCAUCCUAAAGGAAGGUUAUCUGCAGAGCAAGCUCUAGAACAUGCCUGGUUCAAAGGAGCUCAGCAGGCAAAAAAUGAUGGAUUUUCUGCAAAGUGGAAAUUUAAGGGAACCGUGAUUGCCCUUAUAGCGGUCAGAGAAUUCUCCAAGUUUGCAAAGAAUAAACUUCAACCAGUGACAUUUGAUUCGAUUCUUCGUGAGCCUUAUGGCGUGAAACCGUUGCGUAAAAUGAUCGAUGGAUGUGCAUUCAGGAUUUAUGGUCAUUGGGUUAAACGCAAUAAGGACGAAAAUCAGAACAGGGCUGCGCUAUUCGAAAACAAACCUCACAAAGAGAGAUACAAUGGCAACGGAGAUGGACCCAGGAAGAAAAGUAACCUAGACUCGUAUAACGCGUCUUUUCGAAUGUCAUCUGUGGGUUUAAUUCAGUACAAAUCCAUUAGAAAACUCACUCCAAGCAACUAACAGAAAAGCUGCACGGGGAAGUAGUUGAUAAUUUAAAGUUUGGAAAAAAUUGCUCUGUUCAGACUUGGGGCAACUAACGACAAUCAGAAGCAAGCAAACACGAGCAUUUUCUUUUGCAAUGGCCUAGGUUCCUUAAAGAUGUUGAUAUUCACUGGGUACUUUGUAAAGAGUUUUAUUUACGGUUGGUGAACAGACACACGAAAUACAGUGAACCAUGUGAAAUAACUCAGGCAGUGGUAAAAGAUUGAGACCGCUCUACUGUGUCACAGCCUAUCACGAAAAUGGAAAUGAUGUCAUUCGAGGAAAACUGGGAGCAGAUAUUUUUACUUUCGCAGUAUUCGGUGGUGACAUUACAAUGAGGUACCAUCUUGUCACUGGAACCCCUCGUCCCCCCAAACGCCCCCCCCCCCGUUAAGCAAGCGUAACAAACAGCAUUCCUUCAGCUGCAUGGAGCUUCGUUUCAACGGAGUAUUAUUGCAAAUUUCUGUAUUUUCAAGUGCUUAUAGCCAAGUGUUUCUUUGGCCUAACUUCACCGCAUUGUACCAGAAAUAUAGAAAUAUAGCCUUAAUGAUCCAUGAAAAAAAGGUUAAAAAAAAGCCAGGCUUAAUGCUAACGUUAUUGCCCAUGUAAGGUAUGUAUGAACACGAGAGUCUUGUUCAGUCAGGUGUAGAGAGGAAAGAAUUUGUUAACUUAUUUUAUAGUUCCAUGAGGUUAAUUUAGAUUGAAAGAAAGGUUUUAAUAAGUAGUUUCUGAGAAAUCGACUUUGAAAUAUAAGCUAGCGCUAAGAAGUCACGACGUUUCGACCUCUCUGAGUGAGCAAGUUUUAAACUUACUCACUUGGAAAUGACCUCAGAGUGGUCGAAACGUCGUGACUUCUUAGCGCUAGCUUUUAUUUCAAAGAAAGAUUUUGUUUGACUUUGUCGCCGGUUUAUAGUGUAUUUCACCUUGCUCUUAGGUGUGAUAAUGUACAAUAAUAACAAUUUACUUUAUCACAAAAUUAAGUUAUGAACAAAGGUAGAGUGGAACCACAGAACUGAUGGUACGCCAUCUAUUUUACGCAAAAUGCUUUAGUUUGCAAUGCCAGUAGCGCGCUGAGGGAAUGAAAAAGUGUUGUUGAGAUUGAGGAAGUCACGUUUCCUCCAUUUGAAAAUCGUUGAUUUUUCAGAACUUCUUUCCACUGGACAGCCUUGUUUUAAUCUCAAUCUAUUCCUAUUUAAAUUUGUUUUUAUCUGAGAAUAAAAGGCUCGGGUUUUAUACUUUAGCUAAGUACUAUUGAUGCAGAACAGAACACAGAUGAGACUGAGUGAACUUGAUGAGUAGGAUUCCAGAUCCCACGGCACGUUUAUUUACAAGUAUUUAUUUGCGUGCUUGUUCAAAAUGUCAAGAUUGACCCUAAAGAGUCAUUUAUUUAGCAAGUUCUUACGUUGUAAUUCAAUGCGAAUAAAAAGUGGAGAGUAACUGAG